AUGGUAAACCUCCGGUCUCACCGGUACCGAAAAAAACAGACUGAAAAGCAGCUGCCGAAAGCCGGAGAGGCUGGGAAGAAGAAAAUUUGUAAUGAAAGUGGCCCGGAAAAUGCGCGUGUUGUAGAAGAAAUCCCGGUUAAUGCGGGUUUCCAUACCGAUUUCGCAGAUUGCAUGAAUGAAGAAGCUGGCCAGGAACGAGUGCCUUUUAUAGAUACAUCUGAUAUAGAAAGAUACUACCGAGAAACCGGCGAGUGGGGACAAACACAACAAAGUCAGCCCGGAAUUAGCUCAUCUAUGGCAUCUCAAUAUGGAUCGACACCAGCGACACAAAGCGACGAGGUACAUGCGGGAAUGUUGGAGGUGUUCUUGAAUCAAUUCGACGAAUGUGUAAAAAGGAUAACCGACACUUUUACAGAAGGUUUCCAAUUGUACCCCCAAAGUGAAAAAAUCAAAGAAGUACACAAAUUGUGGACAGAUAAGUUGAAAAAGGUCGGAUCAACGUGUACGACAACCAAACAACCACAAACUCCUGAUGAUAAAACACCGGAAAAAGAGGCAAAUAAGGAGAAUUUGGAUAUGUCACAGUUGUCGCAGUGGACACCUUCAUUGGCAGAAGAGGUAUGCAAGACGGUUGACAAGACAACCACACAGACGACUCAGCUUGCAGUAAUUGAGCCGCCCGCACAGAAGACUCAGGUUGAAGAAAUGGAGAAGACCGCACUCGCCGUCACACCAAUCUCCCAGAAAACACAGGAGGAGUACGAAUAUACGAUUAGACGUGGGCAGCUUAUACACGAUCUGGACCUUGGAAAGCCGAAAAUAAGACCGGAAAGACAAACAGAGUUGACCGAUGCUCUAAGGUCUCCUUACGUGAAGCGGGCAGUGUCGAUUAAGGCAAAGCUUGAAAACGCUGAGCUCUCCGUCAGCUCAUACAUGUUCUCAGCCUGGGGAUCAAUGUGGGAUGUUGUCUUUAGAACUAAGAAAGGAGUGCCGGUGAUGAGAUCUCCGCUCGAAUCAUUAUUGCCGGGAAUCGAGGUGCACAUAUUGGUAAUAAGCGCGUGGGCGGAUUUGUUGAAUUACGAAGAAAAAUUCAAGCUAAAGGGGAGCAUCGCACGCCUGUUCUGUUCAGUAAAUAUAAUGAAGACGACUACAUUAAAAAUGCAAAAUCAAGAGCAAAAACGUUCAGAGACAACAUGGAACCGGUUUUAG
Molecule: messenger RNA, 1209 nt
Organism: Helianthus annuus (common sunflower)
Lineage: Eukaryota; Viridiplantae; Streptophyta; Magnoliopsida; Asterales; Asteraceae
Exons: 4
Coding region: 1-1209 (402 amino acids)
Source: RefSeq, a predicted model, not a curated record